AUGAAGACUACAAUUCUUUCACUCCUUGUCGCCGCGGGCGUCACCCAAGCCAGUGUCCAGGGCUUCGAUAUCUCGAAUUAUCAGGGCGAUGUCAACUUCGCCGGUGCAUACUCAUCGGGUGCCCGUUUUGUCAUGAUCAAGGCGACCGAAGGCACCACGUAUAUUGAUAAGGGCUUCUCAAGCCAUUACACCGGUGCCACUAAUGCUGGGCUCAUUCGCGGUGGCUACCACUUUGCCCACCCCGACUCCAGCUCGGGCGCCACUCAGGCCAAUUUCUUUUUGGCUCACGGUGGUGGGUGGUCCAACGAUGGCAUUACUUUGCCGGGAAUGCUGGACAUCGAAUACAAUCCCUCCGGUGCGACCUGCUACGGGUUGAGCGCAUCUUCGAUGGUCGCUUGGAUCAAAGACUUUGGCGAGACUUAUAGGAGCAAGACGGGUCGAUACCCGAUGAUCUACACCACUGCCGAUUGGUGGAAUACUUGCACUGGAGGCAGCACUGCCUUUAGCCAGGACUACCCUCUCGUUCUGGCUCGCUACUCUAGCUCUGUGGGUACGAUCCCUGGUGGCUGGCCCUACCAGAGCUUCUGGCAGAACUCGGACUCCUACACUUACGGUGGCGACUCGGACAUCUGGAAUGGAAGUGAAGAUAACCUGAAGGCCUUUGCCAAAGGUUGA
Molecule: messenger RNA, 675 nt
Organism: Penicillium subrubescens
Lineage: Eukaryota; Fungi; Ascomycota; Eurotiomycetes; Eurotiales; Aspergillaceae
Product: lysozyme
Exons: 2
Coding region: 1-675 (224 amino acids)
Biological process (GO): peptidoglycan catabolic process; carbohydrate catabolic process; cell wall macromolecule catabolic process
Molecular function (GO): lysozyme activity
Source: RefSeq, a predicted model, not a curated record